Molecule: messenger RNA, 1263 nt
Organism: Closterium sp. Naga37s-1
Lineage: Eukaryota; Viridiplantae; Streptophyta; Zygnematophyceae; Desmidiales; Closteriaceae
Source: the annotation of a GenBank genome assembly
AUGUGGCGGCUCUGUACGGACAGCCACACGAGCACAUUGGUGGGCAGCAGGCUGUUCGUCUUCAGUGGCACGGGUGAGCCGGGCUCGGAUGGGUCGUCGGGGCUCAACGACCUCUACAUGCUCGACACCUCAACCAACACGUGGACACGGCUGGCGGCGCAGGGGGACGUGCCAGCAGCGCGAGAGGGGCAUGCAGCAGCGCGGGUGGAGGGGCUGGUGUACGUGUUCGGGGGGUGUGGCAAGGCGGGCGAGGGGGGUAUGGUGGACGAGACGUAUUACAACGACGUGCAUGUGUUCAACCCUGACACGAUGCGGUGGGCGAGGGUGGCAACAACAGGCACGGCACCAUCGCCGAGGGACAGCCACAGCUGCUGCGCGUGGGGCAACCAGCUGAUUGUGUUUGGCGGGGAGGACUCGCGUAACUGCUACCUCAGUGACGUCUUUGUGCUCGACACCAGCUCGCUGGUGUGGAGGGAGGUGAGGGCGAGGGGGCAGAAGCCCCUGCCGCGAGCAGGCCAUGUGGCGGUGACAGCAGGGCGGUACAUGGUGGUGUUUGGGGGCUUCACGGAUGAGCGGCGCCUCUUCAACGACCUGCACGUGCUCGACCUCUCAUCGGAGCACUGGCAGCAGUACACACCCACAGGGGACGUGCCCUCGCGGCGCUUCUCCCUGUCAGCUGACCUGCUGGACACAGUAUCGGGAAAAAUGAUGCUCUUUGGGGGUUGCAACGACGACUUGGAGGCACUGGAAGAUGCUUACUUUCUGCACACAGAUUUCGGGUCGCAUGCAGUGGAGUUCUUCCGGCCGCGCGUGCGGCGACGGUCCUUCGACUCCGUGCCCAUGCCCAUGGAUGCCCGCAUGGGCAUGGAUGGUCGCAUGGGCAUGGACGCUGGCGUGGGCAUGGGGGCCGGAGGGACGCCCAUGGGCAUGCGCGGCAAGAGGGGGGAGAGUGGAGAGGGCGUGUGGGGGCGGGGCGCGGAGGGUGUGUAUGAGGUGGGCGGCAUGGAUGAUGACGAUGGGUAUAGGCCCCCUGCCAGACGCAUGCGAGUCCCACAAGUCUCACCAGCCUUGCCGCCCGGCCUGCACCCAGCGGACCUGAUAGCGCCGGCAGGCAGGGAGGUGCCGUUUGAGGCGCAGAUAGUCGACGUUUUUCACCUCGGCUACUGCCUGCGCGCCACCGUCGCCGGUAGACCACUGCACGGGCUGCUCUUCUCCUACGACCCUUCAUUCGCUCAAGCUGCCCUCGCACGCCAGGCCCAGUGA